Messenger RNA from Macadamia integrifolia, 1408 nucleotides. Its product is annotated as peroxisomal adenine nucleotide carrier 1-like. Lineage: Eukaryota; Viridiplantae; Streptophyta; Magnoliopsida; Proteales; Proteaceae. Gene Ontology annotation, cellular component: peroxisomal membrane. The transcript has 5 exons. Gene Ontology annotation, biological process: transmembrane transport; fatty acid beta-oxidation; ADP transport. The record is from RefSeq and is a predicted model, not a curated record. Gene Ontology annotation, molecular function: ADP transmembrane transporter activity; ATP transmembrane transporter activity. Bases 203 to 1165 code for a protein of 320 amino acids.
CGGCAUUCACGUUUUCCAAUUAGAUCUCAAUAACAAAGAACGCAAGUUUGUAACCUUCACCCUUUCCAGCUGACUCUGUAAGCUCUCACUUAAUUGAUCUCCACGGAUGGUUAGAGUUGCAGAGAAUCGCUUCAGUGGUGAUACUUCUUAGGGAUCUUAGUGAUCAGUUUCCAUUCGUUCACCAACAGUUUUAAAAUCUCAGAUGGCUGUCGAUUUCGAAUCCUUAACAGAGGCGACCUCGGGUGCCAUUGGAGCUCUGUUGAGUACUACCAUUCUUUAUCCCCUCGAUACCUGCAAGACCAGGUUCCAGGCUGAUAUUCGGACUCAAGGUCAGGCAAAAUACAGGUACCUCUCAGAUGUUUUGUUGGAAGCCAUUUCAACUGGUCAGGUUCUUUCAUUGUACCAAGGGCUUGGAACCAAGAACCUGCAAUCUUUCAUAUCACAGUUUGUCUACUUCUAUGGGUACAGCUACUUCAAAAAACUGUAUCUGAGGAGGAGUGGAGCAAAGUUCAUUGGAACGAAAGAGAACUUGAUUGUUGCUGCCGUUGCGGGGGCUUGCAAUGCCAUAAUGACACAGCCUCUGGAUACAGCGUCAUCAAGGAUGCAGACGAGUGCUUUUGGAAAAUCCAAAGGGCUGUGGAGAACACUUUCAGAAGGAACAUGGAGUGAAGCGUUCGACGGCCUUGGGAUAUCCCUUCUUUUGACCUCUAACCCGGCUAUUCAGUACACAGUAUUUGAUCAGCUCAAAGGAAGAAUGUUGAAGAGGCAACAAAGCAACAAGGUGGGGGGGCAUUCUUCGAAGAUAGCCCUUUCGGCCUUUUCAGCUUUUAUACUAGGGGCUGUUUCAAAGAGCAUAGCCACUUUCUUGACAUAUCCUGCUAUUAGGUGUAAAGUAAUGAUCCAGGCUGCUGACCCAGACGAUGAUGGGUCCAAGGAGGCUCGACCUAAGUCCUCCAAAACUAUGUCAAGUGUAGCAUAUGCAAUUUGGAAAAGAGAAGGGCUACCAGGAUUCUUCAAAGGAUUGGAGGCUCAAAUUCUGAAAACUGUGUUAAGCUCAGCUCUACUUCUCAUGAUCAAGGAGAAAAUCACAAAGACGACAUGGGUCCUGAUGCUUGCACUGCAGAGGUAUCUUUUGGUACCACGAGGUAGAUUAAAAAAUGCAUAAUGGCAAUGCAGAAAUUCUGUAUCGAUGGGUCUUUUGUAAAUAAAAUGUGGCACUUGGUUCCAAUUCAAUAUGAAGAAUUUUGUAGCCAAGGAAUAAAUGUUGAUCAGACUACCUAGUCCAAGUUUAAUAGCUUGAGCGAAAUGCAGAUUGAAUUAUGUUGUUUAAUUGAAUAAAGGACUGAUUUUAGACUUAAAAUCUUCGGAGAAUGGAAAAUCUUUCCUCUCAACUUGAGGUUACAAUGCA